Oryza sativa Japonica Group (Japanese rice) is the source of this 2015-nucleotide messenger RNA. RefSeq names its product probable tRNA-splicing endonuclease subunit Sen2. Gene Ontology annotation, biological process: tRNA-type intron splice site recognition and cleavage; tRNA splicing, via endonucleolytic cleavage and ligation. Lineage: Eukaryota; Viridiplantae; Streptophyta; Magnoliopsida; Poales; Poaceae. The record is from RefSeq and is a predicted model, not a curated record. Gene Ontology annotation, molecular function: nucleic acid binding; tRNA-intron lyase activity. Gene Ontology annotation, cellular component: tRNA-intron endonuclease complex.
GGCCCAUCUAUGUUCGGCCCAUCGAUAGGGUUUCCUCUCGCCGCCGCGCUCCUCCCCUCGGUUGAGCAAAUCAAUCCGCGGUGGCGGCGGCGGCGGCGGCGGCGGCGGUGGUCCACGUCAGCUUCUACUGCAAUUUUAGCAUUUGACCACGCAUCAAUUUUAGUCCAUCCUCUGCGAGUGGGUUCAGCAUAUGGAUUUGCCAGGUCCAAGAUGGAAGAAGGGCAACGAUGGCAAGGACUUCUCAGCACUAGCAGCAGCUAAUCCCAUGUCAGUCAUUGUUGCUGAGCUCAAGGCCUCAUUCAUAAGCUCAAAGCCUGUGGCAGUUUUGUCAGGUCCAGGUGGCGGUGCCAUUCUUGGAGUUGAGCCAGAGCAAGCCGUGAUCCUAAACCGUGCUGCCUUUGGCCACGCCGUCGAAAUUGCUGCGGCACAGAAGCACUGGUUCCAACUUAGCCCUGAGGAGGUCUUCUACCUCUGCCAUGUUCUGAACUGCAUCAGGGUUGAGUCACACGACAAGAAGCAGAUGAGUGAUAAGCAACUGUGGAAUCACUUCAGGUCCAUGUCGGAGUCCUUUCCAGAGAUGUACAAGGCUUACUCGCAUCUGAGAUUUAAGAACUGGGUGGUGAGAUCAGGGUUGCAGUAUGGUGCAGAUUUUGUGUCUUACCGUCACCAUCCAGCACUCGUUCACUCAGAAUUUGCGGUGGUUGUGGUUCCAGAAGGCGCAGCGUUUGGCAAUAGGUGUGGUCGUAUGGAGGUGUGGUCUGAUCUACUAUGUGCUCUCCGGGCUUCUGGCAGUGUAGCCAAGACAUUGCUUGUUCUGACCAUCAGCAGCGGCAGUUGCGAACUGAGCUCCCCAGAUUGCUUAGAACAGCUUGUUGUUCACGAGAGAACAAUCACUAGAUGGAUACCGCAACAGUGCCGUGAACAGCGGUCUGAAGCAAGCAGAGAUGAAGCCAAUAGGGAAGAACUGAUUAGCAAAAAGGAAAGUGUAGAGUUCAACCUCUGGGGUGUGAUACUUGGCUUCAGUGUUCUAUCUAGCUUGCUUGUAUACAAGCUGAAAUUCAGACAAUGAAGCUUAGCAUUUCUAUGUACUGCGGAGAUACUAGUUUUGAUCCAGUUGCAAUUUCAAAUCCUCAGUUGGCACUCUUUGUGAACAUUUCUUUUGGCUUAUUGAUAUGACGAAUAACUAGAACGCAACCGGAUCUGACUGGAGAGAGAGGGAUUUUCUUUGUGAGCUGUGAAUAGACCUUUUUUAGAUCUGAAUACAGGCACCACAUUGGCACUCUCGGUACUAAAGGGCUACACGGCCAAGUGAAAUCCAGAUGAAACUAUCAAAACUAUCAAAAAGAUUCGAAACAACUGAAACCACCAAAAGUUUUGAUAGAGUCAAAAGUCAUCGAACUCGAAAGAAGAUAUGAAGGCACCGAAGGAUUCAAAAGAACAAAAGAAGGUACUGAAAGACUCGAAGAUACUGAAAAGCGCAAGAAAGACUCGAAGAUACUGAAAAGCGCAAGAAAGACUCAGAAGAGCAGGGUUCACUAAAGGAUUCAGAUGAACUUAAACAAAAGAGCAACAAGAGUGUGGCAUUUGAGCCGGAGAAGGAAUUGAAGUGUGACUGCCAUCCAACCUCUGCUUAUCAGAGCACAUAUCCGAAACACAACUCAUGGGGCCUCUUUGCUGCCUCAUGAUCUUUGAGGAUGAAUAGUUACUGCAGCUAGAGGUCUCUAGACAUCACGGUGUAGAGAGCCUCUUUGAUUAGGUAGCAGUCUCCAGGAGCCAUUUCAUCAAGAAAGCAAGGAUAAUGGAACUCGCCUCCUUGUCCUAAGUUUAUCCUAUGUCAAUUGUUCUGACAUGUCAUCAUGUAACAUAUUUCUGCAAUAUACACCAGUAGAUGAGUAAUGUAGAAAUCUGCCAUGUUUAGUUGGUGAUGAAAUGAUGAUGCUUUUUUCCCCCUGAAGCUGUAAACCUUGUCUAGUUGGUAGAAUUGAGACCAUAUCAAUCAGCAUUGCAUCGUAAUC